Molecule: messenger RNA, 1021 nt
Organism: Daucus carota subsp. sativus
Lineage: Eukaryota; Viridiplantae; Streptophyta; Magnoliopsida; Apiales; Apiaceae
Product: peptidyl-prolyl cis-trans isomerase FKBP18, chloroplastic
Exons: 6
Coding region: 90-752 (220 amino acids)
Cellular component (GO): chloroplast thylakoid lumen
Molecular function (GO): peptidyl-prolyl cis-trans isomerase activity
Source: RefSeq, a predicted model, not a curated record
GGGAUAAAUCACAGUAUCAGACUACUACUUGUAUACCAGAAUACACAUAGUAUAUAUUGGAUGUAACAAAGAUUUAUGUGUAGAAUUCAAUGGCCAUGGCUUCAUUACAAAGAUUUGGGACAUGGGCAGUUGAAUGUUCGAAACCCAGUAGCAGCAGUAGCCACACAAAGCAAUUUAUAAGGCCAAUAAUACCCAUAUCAAGAAGGUCUGUAAUUCUCAUUUCUGUGCUCUCUUUGGACCUCAUUUCACCGCCAUUGCAAACACUAGCUAGAGAGAGGCGCAACAGGAAAGUCAUCCCUCCCGAAGAAUACCUCACCAGCUCUGAUGGACUGAAAUAUUUUGAUAUUGUUGAAGGAAAGGGUCCAGUAGCUGAAAAGGGCUCUACAGUUCUGGUCCACUUUGAUUGUGCCUAUCGUGGUAUUACAGCAAUUUCAAGUCGAGAGUCGAAACUAUUAGCUGGUAAUCGCAGCAUUGCACAGCCUUAUGAGUUUAAGGUUGGGGCUACCCCUGGAAAAGAACGAAAGAGAGACUUUGUAGACAAUCCAAACGGAUUAUUUUCUGCACAGGCAUCACCAAAACCUCCGCCAGCCAUGUAUUCAGUUGUUGAAGGGAUGAAAGUUGGGGGAAAGAGGACUGUCAUUGUUCCUCCAGAAGCUGGAUAUGGCAAGAGAGGAAUGAAUGAGAUUCCGCCGGGCGCCACUUUUGAUCUGAAUAUAGAGCUCUUGCAGAUAAUGCAGCCCGAAGGAAAGUAGGUUGUUGUGAACUGAGAUCUGGGCAAGUACAUAAAGUUCUGGUUUGGUUAAACUACAUCUCUUAUAUCAGUGAAAACUGAAUUUCUGAGGCUUACAUCUUCCAUUCUUUAGUCUUCUUUUCCUACUUCAACACUGAAGUUCUGUUGUUAUACACUUAUACCAGAUAGUUUUAAAGUGUUGAUUAACAUUCUAGAGCUCAAUAGCCUGCUCAAGUUGUAACAGAGUCUUCCAAAUUUUGCUUUCUUAUUUAUUUCAGAAACUUAAUACGA